CUGCCUAGCAGGAGUUGUCCCGCUCCUUCCUCAUUCACCGCGCUGCUCUGUGCCGUAUAGUGGCGGUGGCUCUGGAGGAUCACACCCCGCCGAGUGAAGCACUCAGCCCGGGCCUGGAGUCCGUGUGGCCUCGCGUCUCCUUUCUUCGCAGGCUGGCAGUGAAGGGUGCACAAAGGAGGUUUGGGUGGAGUUGUAGCCCGAUCUGAGGAAUGUGACGCGCCGACGGGAAGGGAACGCAUGCACAUCGGCGGUUUCACCGGGGAGAGAGAUAGUCUACCCGUCGAUACAAAGAGAGGAGACAAGUUCUACCGCAAAGUUAGUAGGUUUAAAUUCCUCCUCCCUUAUCUCUCCUCACCCAGGCCCUGAUUUUUGACUCCACCCCUCUCUCCAACCAUGGCACAUCGAUCUCAGAGUUCAUCGAUUGGCGAUAACCCCCUCGACCCAAACUACCUGCCCCCACAUUACCGUGAGGAGUACCGCCUAGCUAUUGAUGCUCUGAUAGAAAAUGACAUACAGGGUUACCAUGAGUUCCUCCAGUCCGCGGAUGUGGUCGGUUUCCUGGCACAGUCGGAAAUUGAAUUCAUUAAGUCAACAAUCCAGACGCCCAACCAGACCUCCAGCGUCCCAGAGCUGACAUACCAUGAGGGACGUCAGGAUGCUGAUGGCUCCUCCGACACCUACUGGCCGAUGCAGUCCGACCUGGCUGCCCCGGGGCUGGACCUGGGCUGGCCGCUGCCACAGCAAAGCUUCAUGGGGCCCACAGAGGUCACCACUCUAGUCAACCCCUCCGACCCAGACAUGCCAACCAUCAAGCAGCAGGCCAGGAGACUCAUUAAGAAUGCACGCCAGGUUAUUGCUGUGGUGAUGGACAAGUUUACAGAUGUUGACCUUUUUGCGGACCUCUUGGAUGCAGCAGCACGCCACGUUCCUGUUUAUAUUCUACUGGAUGAGCAGGAAGUCCAUCACUUUGUCUCUAUGGUCUUCAACUGCAAAGUCAACUUGGACCAACAUCCUAUGUUGCGUGUCAGGACUGUGGCAGGAAUAACCUAUUAUUCCCGUACGGGGAAAUCAUUUAAGGGGCAGGUGAAAGAUCGUUUCCUACUGGCUGACUGCAAAGCUGUACUCAGUGGCAACUACAGUUUCAUGUGGUCCUAUGAGAAGAUCCAUCGCUGCAUCGCCCACCUCUUCCUCGGGGAGCUGGUUGCCACCUUUGAUGAAGAGUUUCGCAUUCUCUUUGCUCAGUCAGAGCCUUUAGUUAUUGACCCAUCUGAUGGAGCACUUGCUCUCUCUGACUCCAGCAGUUACUUAGGCAGCCAGUUCGGUUUAAAGAGGACCCAGUCUUUGCGUAACCCCACAGGUUACCGAAGGCAGCCUGAGAUUCCCUCUGCCUUCCCCUAUGGAGACUCUGAUCAUAACCUUGCACUUCCUUUCCGGAGGAACGAUCCAUUUCGUCACACUGUUGAACCUGGGGUGGGAAUUACAAUAGGAAAGUAUUCCCAGCAACAGUUUCGUCUGCAGCAGUCGUUCCUGGAGCAGGGAAGGUCCAUAGUUUCCAGGCAGAUGGAGAUAAGUACCAGUGGCUUUAAGAGGCACAGCUAUGCAGAGGGAACCCAGGAAAACUACUCAUCUUCGAGGCAAUACAUGAAGCACAGAGUCAUGAAUAAUUUGGACGAGACAGACUUUCACAGGGAGCAGACCCAAACUAGCCAUUACUACAAUGAAGGGCCUGGGCCGGGUUCUGGCAAGGGACACUACGACAGACUUCGAGGUCGUCCUCCACAACUCUCCAUUGACCAGUAUUCAGAUUCAAGCUUUCGCUCAGAUCGGGAGCCUCCACCUGGAAACUAUAACCGAGAAUACUUUUCAUCUGAGGACUUGAGAGGACCUGAGGGGUGCCAGGCACCUCCAUUAGCUGGAAGGUAUGUAGGAGAUUCCACCAAUAGGAGGCCAACCAUAGGUCAGGCGUAUGCCUGCCAGAGCUCACCCACACAGCCCCACCCACCAGAGAAGAAACCAUUUGCCAAACAACCUGAUCAAGAGCAUGAUGAAGAUGCAGAUGCUAAGCAAGGCAUGAGGAGUUGGAGAAUCCAUUCCUAUCUUAGCACUUAUGAGGACAGUGGAGAAGAAAGUGUGACUCAACCUUUGGGGCCUGAUGCAUUUGAAGAUCCUCCACCAUCUCAGCAGCCAACUGGCACUGAAAACUCAGCUCCCCGCUUUGGAAUAAAGGAGCCACCGAACGUUCCCCCCAAACCCAGACCAGAUAUCUUGAGACCACGGUUUGGAAAGCCCAUGUUACCUGAGAGCAACAGUCGAGACUCUGCCCCAACAACAACCAAGGAUCUGCUACCGUCAGUCAGUGACUUGAAGCCAUUUGUACUGGAGAAAAGAGGGAGGGAGGCUGAGAAGGAAUGGGAGAGACAGCCAGAGAGGGGUGCAGCAAGGGAGGUGGGUGUGGAUGUGGAGGUGAAAGAGACUCCAGAUCUCUUCCUGUCCAAACAUGAAUCAUUCCGUACACGGGUUAAUCCACUCCUUCAACGUAACUCUCGUCUGCGUUCCUCGCUUAUAUUCACAUCGUCCAAGGCAGAGAUGCACAGUGGUAGCCUGGGCCUAAAACCAGCCACAGAGGAAGACGAGGAGUUAAACUCAGUGCGCACUUCCUCGAUUGUGGCCCAGAUCCUAGAGAAGAGGAGGUCAUUGUCUCGUGAGCCUUUUGAGUGGAGAAAGAAGGCUGAGGAAAGAGAUAAGGAGAAAGAAAGGGAGAAGGAUAAAGAAAAAGAGAAGGAGAAAGAAAAAGAGAAGGAGAAAGAGCGACAGCAAGAGGAAAGGGAGAUUCGAUUAAAAGAUGAGAUUAAAGCAAAAGAAGAACCUCAGAAAACCAACAAAGAGGUAAAGACAACACCAACUUUUGAGAAAUCUGAUGUCACAACAUCAUUAUCUAUGAACAUGAAUGACCCAGCAAAUAGACUGCAGUAUUUCCAAGACCUGGCGGCCAAAAGAAAAGCCUCAAAAAUGGGAACAGAGUCAUCGCUCAAAGCCCCAGAGCCUGCUGAAAAAAAGCCAGACCUUUCUGAUAAACCUCCCCUAAAACCUGCAAUGACUCCAAACAUCCCAACUGUUAGUUCAGCAGAACCUGAACCAAAGAAGAUAGACAUAUCUGCAAAAUUGGCAGAGCUCACUCGCAGAUCUUCAUUUAGUUCCUCAAAACCACCCAUAUUAAAGCCUUCUGCAAGCUACCUGAAGCCUUCAGAGACAACUCCACUUCAAAAAGAGGAAAAUGCAUCAGAUGGUCAAAAGAAGGAUAUAUUCAAGUCUCUAAAGCCCCUUCCUUCACCUAAGAUCUUCAGGAGGGAUCCGUUGAAGUUCAAAGGAUUGAAUCCCCGUCGGAUCUCCUGUGAUGAAGAGAUUCUGACCACAGACGCUACUGAUGCAGAGAAGAGUGAACUGAAAAAGAGUCGCUCUAAAAGUUCUUCAACUCUGCCACGUGAUGAUUCCAGGGAAGGAUUGCAAAAAGUUAUGGGAUCUAAUACAUCCAUCAACACACUUGGUGAGGGAAAGGGUGAGGGGAAGACACUCGACUUCUUGAAGAAGCAGACGCAGAGGCUAAAGGGAUUACUGGGGCCCAAGGAUAAAGAGAAGAAAUCUUCAGGAGACGAUAAGGGCAUGAGCACGGUCAGAGAGAUCACUGAAGAUAUAAGCAAAAAGCUGAGUUCAUCAGCUAGAGAUAAAGAAUCUACCACUGCCGACCAAACUACAGCCAAUCACAAAACAUCAACCGGCAUAUCAGGCCCAUCUCGAUACCAGGCCCCGGGCAGCUCUGUUCUGUUCAGUAGCAACCUACGAGAUGACACCAAAGUCAUUCUAGAGCAGAUCUCGGCCAACAGCCAGAAAAACCGACUGGAGCGAGAAGAAACAGGAGGGGACAAAGAAAGUGACGAUGGGGAGAAGGGGCUGGAGGGACAGAACGCCAUCAAGAAAAAUCGAUUUCUGCGUCCCUCAGGCAACGUCCAGGAGCGGGAGGGAUUGCUGAAGAGGAUGGAGAGUUUGAGGAAGGAAAAGAAGGUCUACAGCCGCUUUGAGGUAGUCUAUCACUGCAAGAAUGAUACUUGCAGCGUGGAUGGGAAAGAGAUAUGAACAAAGGCAUAAGUAGCGUUAGAUGGGGAAUAAUCUUGGAUAACGAAAGAUGGAGGAGCCACCUUUUAUAUGGGAACUAUUUAUGUAAGAUGAUCAAAAAGACCUAUUGCCCAUAUGUGCCAACGCCACUCUCAAAGUACCUCUGUGGCUCAACACCAGCCUUUCCUGGAUUUCCACACGAAGUAAUACAACUUGAAAAGACAAUAUAUAAAAAUACUGAAAAUAAACUGAAGUCAUUGGGUUUGGAAUGUGCCUAUGUGCCAAGACCUGGAACUACUUUGACCUUAUAUGGUGACUGAGAGAAAGAAGAGUGACUCUACUUGCAUUCUGGCUGCAUGGGCCAAUGUUUCACCUAGGAGGAAAAAGGUAGGGCAAUUUACAUAAAACUGAACUUGUACAAACGUGACUGGGGGAGUAUGAGAGAGGAUAAAAGAAAGACAGUACAUAUUGCACCCGAGGGAUGGAAAAUAGACCCAUGCCAGUUAGAAAACAUGGCGGUGUAUGACUGCAUGUGUACAAGUGUUGUGUGAUUCUGCAAGUGUCUGUGUAGCUGGGACUUGUUUUAAACUGAAUGGGAGAAAGUGUCCUUGUGGAUUCAUUGUGUGCCAAUGGCCCACCAAAGGUAUUACCAAAGUUAGGACUAUUAUUAAUCCAGAACAGAAAGCAAAGAUAAGAAAAUGAAGGGGAAAGGAAUGACAUGAAUAACUGACAAAGAGUGAAAUGUCUGUAAGAUUAUAGAGAAUGAAGAGUAAGACAAUAUCAGAAUGUGAGAAUGUGUUUAUGUCUAAUUCUAAUGAUGAGGCAGAUUUUCGAUAGAAAGUAGAGCCUGUCGUGAACUUUACCCUCUCAAGAGUGUUAUGUGCCUUUCUAUUAAGGUGUGGACACAAUUCAUAGAGUUGAAAAUGUCAGAUAACCAUUCAGAGGGGACUGUAGGUUUUCAUGAUUAGAGGAGUUGAGGUAAAUGUAAGUGUACUAGUGUUUGUCUCAUGCAAUGUAAAUAAAAAUGUAAAGCAUUUAAGUUGCCCUGAAUCACUUUAAAAAAAAAUGUGCCCCUGUUCCUCUGUAUGUUGACUUCUAAAUAAGUCUACUGCAUAAAGGAAAGGAAGAGAAAAAAAGAGAAGCUACAUUUUGCAGUACUGGAGCAGGGCCAUGCCUCCUUUCAUAAGUUACUUAACUUCUGAGACCUACGCCCUACGCAGGACUGCUAACUCCUUUGUUGGUCUGUAAACACUAGUAAACCAAAGAUUUAGUUAUAUGGUACAGUUCCCAGGCUGCGAGCUCAACUGAGCAUCAAACCAUUUAUUGUGUUUUUCUUUUUUACAGUACAUCAAAUGAUUGGAGGAUCAAUUGCUAUAUGGACACUUCAGGGGUUACACUGUUUGCUAUAAGGGAUUAUAUUGUACAUAUUAAUAUAAAAAGGGCUUGUUGAUAAUCUAAAUGACAAAUUAGAUAGUGACCACACUCAGUGUACUAUCGAAGUGCCUUGUGUUUAUUUGUAAUUAAUAUGCAAGUAUGUGGUCUUGGCUGUAAAAACGAAUUGGCAUUAAUUAGGGGGAAAUCAUUUGCACAGGGGUCAAUGUGUUCUUUUUUUUUUUUUAAACCUCAGAUAGUAUUACAUUGUAUUUGAAAUACUGCAAAAAAAGUUGUUUAUUAAAUCUCUUUCAAACUGAAAUUGAAUGUGGCUGUGUGCACAUAGUAUGUGUGUAUAUUGUAGUGAAGGGUUGUACUGUUUUUAUUUAUAGGCUCUUUAAGAUUCAUAAAAUAAACCCAUGUGA
Sander lucioperca (pikeperch) is the source of this 5906-nucleotide messenger RNA. It is a transcript of the gene sack1hb, whose product is annotated as family with sequence similarity 83 member Hb. The record is from RefSeq and is a predicted model, not a curated record. Gene Ontology annotation, cellular component: keratin filament. Bases 394 to 4131 code for a protein of 1245 amino acids. NCBI's taxonomy places the organism in Eukaryota, Metazoa, Chordata, Actinopteri, Perciformes, Percidae. Gene Ontology annotation, biological process: protein localization to cytoskeleton; intermediate filament cytoskeleton organization; positive regulation of cell migration. The transcript is spliced from 8 exons. Gene Ontology annotation, molecular function: keratin filament binding.